GGAGAUUAGUGAAUCGCAGCUGGAAUGCGAGUUUGAUUCACAAAGGAAGGAGAAGGGGCAGAGCCGUCGCUUAAGAUUCUCAUCGGACAGCAUCAUCCCUCUCAGCCAUGAAGGGAGAGCAUUUAUUUGCUGGCAGUGCUCCAUUCAUCCGGCGGGUCUAUCUCCUUGGUGGUGAGCUGGUGGUCCUGCAGCCCACUACAGGAGAGGCGACAAUAGGAGACAGCUUCCACCAGAUCACAGACUUCAACGACCUCCCCACCUCCCUCUUCGCCUGCAAUGUGGACCAGUCUGUGUUUGAAGAGCAGGAGGGCAAGGAAAUGUUUGAGGCACUCUUCCUCACAUAUGAUGACAGCGUGACUUUCCAGUUGUUCAAGAGCUUCCGCCGUGUUCGCAUCAACUUCAGCAACCCUAAAGCAGCUGCCAGCGCCAGGAUAGAGCUUCAUGAAACACCUUUCAGGGGCAAGAAGCUUAAGCUCUACUUCGCCCAGGUGCAGAACCCAGCAUCGGAUGGAGACAACCUGCACCUAGCUCCUCCACAGCCCUCCAAACAGUUCCUCAUCUCGCAUCCUGGCUCACAACCUGUUGGUUGGCAACCAAUUGAUGAGGCAUCACAUGUCAUUAACUACGACCUGCUGUAUGCUGUUGCCAAGCUGGGGCCAGGUGAGAAGUUUGAGCUGCACGCAGGCACAGAGUCUACACCCAGCGUGGUGGUCCAUGUGUGCGACAGCGACACGGAUGAGGAGGAGGAACCAAAGAAUUGCCCAAAACCAAAAAUCAUCCAGACCCGACGCCCAGACCUGCCCGUGUCGCACUGACCUGCCAAGCUCAUCAUCCCCUGGCCUCAGAACUCCGAGAACCCACAAUCCCAUCCCCUCAAUGCCCUUCUUAGGAACUCUCCCCACACAUAGCACGUGAUCCAUCACACUAUCAGGAACCAGAGGAGUUUCCUCAUCCAUCACACUCUCGCACACCCUGUCUACCAUGUGCUUUCAACAAAUUUUCUCUUCUGUUGGCCAUAAAAUCCCCCGUCUAUCUUAUACAGACUCUGCUGUCACCCUGGUCACUGACUGAAAGACAGUAUGGAUCCCUCACUGCUUUCAGCCCUGUCUCUGAUUGGCUACUGGGGUGCACUGCAUGCCAUUUUCAGACAUUCCUAUUGGCCGACAGCUGGGUUAGCGGUACAGCUCUGAGGCCCCAGCUGGCGUCUUAGUACGGGGCACACUAGCCGACAAACGUGGUGGUAAACCAGUGUUGCAUGAGGAAAACUAAAAUGUAUGAAGCAUAUAUCAUGUAAAUGAAACUGAUUUGUAAUCCUUGAAUGCUGUCUUUGGUGAACUCUCAUCCAGCCAUAGGUGCAGUCAGCCCACAGGAGACGCAUCCAGCAAGCUAAUGCAUGCUCUUAUCACAAGUUGUUUGUGCAUUUUCCUUUGGUAUGUUUGUUAGUGUUUGUGUGUGUGCAUGUGUGCAUGUGUCCAGUUGUGUCUCUCUUUACUUUAUGGUGCUUCUCAUAGAAAAUGUGGUUUUUUGUUUUGGGGUUGUUUUUUUUGCAAUGGUGAACUGAAAGACAAACUCUAAAACCAUGCACUUUUCAGUGGAGAAAUUGUGAGAUUAAUUUUCUGUGAUUUUUCCUAAAUGUUUCCCUUUUCUUUCUCUGUGCCCCCCCCCCCCAAAAAAAAAUUUUAAAAAAGCUUUUGGGGGCCUUGAAGGCAGUUAUUCCUAACAGUGCUUUGAGAACCUCCUUACUGUGCGUCUCCAGCAAGUGCAAGUUUGUGGAUCCUCAUUCCCAGCCACAUGAUGAGACACUUAGGCUGCUAAUGCAAGGUGUCAUCGCAUUACAUUAUUCUCCAAGUGCUAUUACAAACAAGGUACGGGGUUGACGUCAGCCUGUUCCAUAAGUGACUCAUGCUUUUUUGUUGUUGUUGGUGUUUUUGUUUUGUUUGGGUUUUUUUUGUUUGUUUGUUUGUUUUGCUUUGGUGUGCCUAACCUAUUUGCAGGUCUAAAUAUGUUUCAUUAAAAAAUCGUUUGUGAAUAUGCAGUAGACAGUUAAAGCAUGCACAUCACUUAACGCUGAGUGUACAUCAGUUACUGUAUAUUAUAAAUUAGACACAUCCUAUAAUGUAAGUUACAAAGAGAGACAGGAAGGUCUUCGGUCUUAGAUGUGGAACUUUGGAUACUAUGUAAUAUGAAGUGGCAUACCAGCAUAAAGAAUGUACACUGAGUUACACUGUAAUGUUGGUAAGCAUGUUUAGAAAGGUAACUUUUACAUUAUAUGUUCUUCCACCACAAAGGUACUAAUGGAUAAUGAAAUUAUUUUUGCAUUUACCAUAGUAACAACAUUUAAAUGUUAAACGUUUUUGACUUUUGAAUGACUUUUCCCAUAAUACAUCAGUAGUGUGAGGUGCCAUUUCCAUAGUAACUGAAUAGAUCCAUUCGUUUGUAGUAUUGGCUGUCAUAAAUAUGUUGCUUUCUGUGUUUAAAGCAGGUAAGCAGUGAUCAGUGUUCAGGGUGAUAUCUUAAAUUUAAAUAAUUCCAAUUUAUUGUUGAUUUUGUACUAUAUGAUGCCACAAAAGAUUAGGCAGUAAUUAUAGUAUAUAAAACACAAUACCUUAAUUUGCUCUGUCAUUCAUUUGGGUCCAUUAGGUGGUUAUAUGCAUGGUUUCAGUACACUACAGUUGUGGAAACAGGGUAGUCUCCCCCCCAUUACAGUAUUUGUGUUACCAGUGUAAUCCACUGCCUCAGUGCAUGCAUCUCUGUCUCAGUGCUUGCUGUUGUAGCCUGAACAGUGAAAAGUUACUCUACAUGCCCUUAACAUUCACUUCCUUCAUCUCUGACACAGACAUGACAGAGUCAAUGGUGCAACAGUCACUUCUGUGUACUGGAAGAAAAGCAAUAUAAUAACACUGCUAUGACCUUAUCAUUAAGAUGUCCACACCUGACCAAACAUUCCCAUAUACACCUAAAAUCUACAUAUUUAGUAGGUAUUGCUUAUCUUGCAGAAUGUUGCUGAAGACUUCUGUGUGAUUCCAGCACUGUUACAUACAGUACUGCACGCCAGAUCCUAAAAAGGUCCGAAUACUGUAUCUUUUUUCCUACAUUAUCUUUCAGAAUGCAUUAUAUUCUCUGUUCUAUUUGUAAGUUGAUUCGAUUGGAAGUUAGUGUUGUUAAUGUUGCAGAAACAGUAUCUCUGUUGUGUAUACUCAUUUAAAGCCAUGUGUAUACCAGUCAUCUACAUGUCUGACCUGCCUGCCUACACAAAGAAGACAUAUCUGUAUAUAUCAAUAAUAUUUUUACUGCAUUUUUGUACAAAUAUUCAUGGUAGCCAUGUAUAAGUAGUUGAAAUGAUUCUACGUU
This is a messenger RNA of Electrophorus electricus (electric eel), 3351 nucleotides long. It is a transcript of the gene rcan2, whose product is annotated as regulator of calcineurin 2. Gene Ontology annotation, cellular component: cytoplasm; nucleus. Gene Ontology annotation, molecular function: calcium-dependent protein serine/threonine phosphatase regulator activity; nucleic acid binding. The record is from RefSeq and is a predicted model, not a curated record. Gene Ontology annotation, biological process: calcium-mediated signaling. Lineage: Eukaryota; Metazoa; Chordata; Actinopteri; Gymnotiformes; Gymnotidae.